AUGUCCUACGAACGACACCCGCGUGUUUUAUCGCAAAACUGCCCUCCAGACGGACCCCAGCAGUGGGAGUCCACCACCAAUCUUGCUCUGAAGAUGAGCGACUUUUACUUGCACACUCCCACAGUCAACCAGACCCCGUCCUUCCCCCAAACACCAUUUGCGCAAGGUCCCCAGGUACGUUAUGCUCAGAAUCCACAGACCCCUGGGCUUACAUCUCCAGCAUCGCUUAGCACCCCGGGCUUUGUUCAGUCGACGCCCACUUCUGUUAGUCAUUUUGCACUCAACACCAUGGGGCCUGAACGGCCUCCUGAUAUGCUUACCAGGGAUGCUGAUUUCUCUCCCAUGGCUCAUCUGGGACUAGAUAUGUCUGGAGGGCUCAAUAUCGCUUAUGGCGGUGAAUUCCAAUCUCUGCAUCAGCACUCCACCUCGGUAGAUACCAUCCCCGAAGAAGAGUACUCGGGCGAAAUGGCAAAUAUGCCCAUGGCUGGCGGGAUGCUGCCUAAUGAGCAGCGGCAUCAGCACUUCUCACAACAGAUUGAGUUUGUCAAAACCGAACCCGUCGUGAAGCACAAGGAGUACCCGCCUCACGGCCAGCUAUCGUUUGCUAAACCUGAAUUAGUGAUCAAACACGAUGACUGUCUGCCAAACGACUCCCACCCAUAUGUGAAGCCCCCACUGUUUAUUGAGCACGAUGAGCAUCUGCCUAUUGGCAACGGCUCAUCUCAGGGAUUCAUUCUGCACGAUACUUCUCCUUUCACCCAUAAGGAACUGCAUUCUACUAUCAGCGGUAACGAGCCCAUUACCAUCGAAGAUCUUCUCAAGGACGAUCCGUUCCCAGAGCUAGAAAAACCAAAAGCAUUUGAGGAGGGGGACGAUGACCUGCUAUCGUCAUUCUUUGAUUUUGAGGACGAUGCGCCAGUAAAGAAAACACCGUCAGCAUCCAAGACCCGCUCGUCGAAAAACACGCCGACGAAGCCUCCUCGCCACAAGAUCCCGACGUUCAGCGCUGUAUCUGCCGAACAAAGUGGCUCUAAACACAUUCGUAAGUGCAAAUCAUUUUCUCAUCGAUACUCCUCGCAUAAUACGGCUGGUCCGACGUUUUCAUUCGAGGAGUGUUCCAACGAGUUUCAUGUCACCGAGGGCAACUACGCUUUCCAGGAUGAAACAGCUCGUCUCAGCAUGCAAUUGGGCCCUGGCUUGGCCCCAAAAAAGAACUCGAAAUCCGCAGCGGCUAAUGAAAACCACCACUUCCGCCCGGUGCUCAAGAAAUCAAAAACCACAUCUAAUCUUUGUCUGCCUCGUUCUGGAUGUCGCAGCCCCAAGUUAUUGAAGAAUAUGGAGCAAGGGCUUGUGUCGUUCCAGGUUAAGUUGAAGAACCCAAAGUAA
Messenger RNA from Candidozyma auris, 1386 nucleotides. RefSeq lists its product as uncharacterized. The transcript has a single exon. The record is from RefSeq and is a predicted model, not a curated record. NCBI's taxonomy places the organism in Eukaryota, Fungi, Ascomycota, Pichiomycetes, Serinales, Metschnikowiaceae. The coding region runs from base 1 to 1386 and encodes 461 amino acids.